AUGAAUGACAGCGCCGACAUCCCGUCAAUUCGCGGGGUGUUGCACCAGCAUCAGCACCGAGGACACGUUGAAACAGCAACAGCACCGUCUUACUAUGACGGCAAGCUGCGUCCUGCGCAGAUACCACGCGGUAUUGGAGACCAGCUGCAGCCUGCUCGCGUGGAUGGGAGCCAGGGCAGCACGCAGAGUGGCUAUUGCGGACUAGCUUCGAGUUCCGGUGAUGGCGCGGAGCAAAGUAACACUUACGUUCCGGAAACUCGAGACUUAGGGCCAACAGGGAUAGAGCAGCCACUGCCGGGGAGUGUGCCGGAUCCGCGUCAAGAACCGCCGGACGGCGGUAGCGCCUAUGCUUCGGACUAUAUGCGACAGGGACGGUAUGCAGGGGACCAGCAGCAGAUCAAAACAGAACAAUCGGUCUCAGAUAUGCGGGUUAACGGGUCGUCGACGUCGCCUCUUCCCAAUUCGUCCCAGACAAUAUCAGGUCAGAAGAGAAAUGCUUUCGGUGAGAUCAAAUCUCCGUCAGCAGAUAUAGCAUCACCUGGUCAUGGCGUAGACGGCUCUGCGGGGUACCGUUCUAGAAGCGUUAGCUCAGCCUCGCAUGAAAACAGGAUUGCAGCGUUGUCUGUGCAACUCCGCACUCGUCUUUCGCAUGCUGCAGCCAAGGUUGAGAAAAACCGACAGUCUCAGGAUUUGUGCAGUAAAAGUCCAUUACAUGCGUUGCGAGGCACAAUUCCCGCUCUUUCGUCGACAUCACCUGUUAAUAACGGGAAACAACUGGAUGUCGGUAUAGGGCUUGAUGAUCGUCCGGAUGACACCGCAGCCUCCGCUUUCAAUCGAUCUGCAACCUACAACUUUCAACCUCCUAAUGGUCCACCACGAAUUUCUGAAGCAUCAUCAUCCUACUCCAAUGCACACUCGACACAACCAACGUCGCAAUAUUCACCUAGGAAAUCACAGCAAGCCCCGAAACUCGCACCACCUGUAGAUAUCAUUUCUGGCUGGGGUAGCGGUCGCCGUCGCCGUCCUAAUCCUAAUGAAUGGGCCCAACCUCCACGAAUUAAUCCGCCUUCUCGCCACCGACGACAUCACUCACAGCUAGAAUUUGGGGUAUCAAAACCAUAUUUUGGACAUGCUAUCCAUGCUAUUCCCGGAACACCUUCUCUUCGACCACCAUAUGAAUACCCAACAUCCACCCCUUAUAAUGGCCACACAAGGCUACCAACUAAUUCGAAAGAAUCAUCAAUGGAACAAGAUGCCAUUGAAACUCUCCUCUUCAUGUCCAGUCCGGAGAAUUCCGGCUACCGUUCUAACACACAACGACAGAACACGAUAUGCAACAGCAUUGACAGCUCAAUGGGCAGCGGCUCGAGCUCCACUAGCAACACAAAUCUUUACCUUAAUCGUCAUAUGAAUACGCAUUGCAACACUCGCCCACCUGCAUUAGAUUCGGACGAUCAAUCCCGACAUAACGGCCUGGAAGCACAAGCUGGAGAUGAGAUCGAUCGCAUGCUCGACCAGAUGGGAGACAGCGAUAGCGAAGAUGAAAAAAGAUUUGCAUCUGCCCAUUCGAGAAGCCAUACCGUAGCGAAUCAUUCGCGAGGGUGUAAUGGCUUGUCUGGGUCAUGA
This is a messenger RNA of Aspergillus chevalieri, 1626 nucleotides long. RefSeq lists its product as uncharacterized. The coding region runs from base 1 to 1626 and encodes 541 amino acids. The record is from RefSeq and is a predicted model, not a curated record. NCBI's taxonomy places the organism in Eukaryota, Fungi, Ascomycota, Eurotiomycetes, Eurotiales, Aspergillaceae. The transcript is spliced from 2 exons.